AUGCUCAGAAGGUGCUCCAAUAUCCCUCGUUCGGCCCUCAACCUAUCCAAACCUGCCGUCAGAGCGUUCACAAAACCCUCUCUUCCUGUAUCAGCUUCAGCUUCUCAACUGUCUUCCAAAGACAACGUCCUCUUCGAAUUAGAUGUCAAAAAGGUAGGAAAUGAGAUCAGAAAGAGAGGUUUGAGCGGUGCUCUCAGUGGUCAAAGGGAAGGUGGUAUGGACAGAGACACUAUCAUUCGAUUACUGUACUCUCUCGGAUCACGGCACGAGGUUGAGAGAUACCUUCGUAUCUUUACCCAGUCAUCAAAAGACGCUGCCGCAGGUGGUGUUCUUCCGGAAGCUAAAUUCGCUGUUCUCAAAAUCGGUGGUGCUAUCCUCACCAACGAGCUUGAUGACCUUGCUCUUUCUCUUUCUUUCUUGAACCGACUCGGUUUAUUCCCUGUAGUUCUCCACGGUGCUGGUCCUCAACUUAACGAUAUACUUGAAGCAGAAGGUAUCGUUCCUGAUUACGAGGAUGGUAUUCGUAUCACAGAUCCUAAAACUCUCUCUAUCGCCCGACGAGUCUUCCUUCAAGAAAAUCUUAAACUCACCACCGCUCUUGAAAGACUUGGAACGAGGGCUCGACCCAUUCCUACAGGUGUCUUCACAGCAGAAUAUCUCGACAAAGAGAAAUACGGUUUGGUCGGUAAAAUCACUCGAGUAGACAAAGCUCCUAUCGAAGCUGCUAUCCGAGCUGGCUGUUUGCCUAUUCUUACUUCUCUCGCUGAAAAUGCCGAAGGUCAAAUUCUGAACGUCAACGCCGAUGUCGCUGCUGGAGAAUUGGCUCGAGUACUCGAACCCAUGAAAAUCGUCUACCUCAACGAGAAAGGUGGUCUCUUCCACGGUGUUUCCGGCAAGAAGAUCUCCACUAUCAAUCUCGAUGAAGAGUACGAUUCACUCAUGAAAGAGUCAUGGGUCAAAUUUGGUACCAAACUCAAGAUUAGAGAGAUCAAAGAACUUCUUGACACCCUUCCUCGAACAUCCUCCGUUGCUAUCAUCUCCACCGAUGCCCUCCAGAAGGAACUUUUCACCGACGCGGGUGCCGGUACCUUGAUCCGACGAGGACACAAACUCUACAAACAAUCUGGUGUUGAAGCUGUUGGUUCAUCUCAACUUCGACAAGUCUUCACGGAACGAGAUUCUGAAGUCAGUUCCGGUAAACGAUCCGUCGCCGAAAUCUUCUCAGAUCUCAAGAGUAGUCCUUCCACCAUCUAUGGAGACGAGCCAUUCGACGUUGUAGCUGUCAUUUCCCACCCUGCUGGUGAAACUCCAGUAAUGACCAAAUUCCUUCCUUCUCAAAAUGGUAUUCUCAACAAAAUCGCAGACAAUGUCUUUGACGCUAUCAAGAAAGAUCACAAGCGACUCUUCUGGACUGCUAAAGCCGAUGACGAGAACCGAGCAUGGCACUUUGAAAGAGCGGAUGGAAGCUUCACCCGAGCUGGUAGAAGUUUGUUCUGGUACGGUGUCGCCGAUGUGAAAGAAGUCGAGAGAAUCAUCGAAAGCUUCGAACAAACGGGAAGAAUUGAAAGAGUCUUCCUUCCUGUCGGUCCCAGCACACCUCCUCAUCGAGCUGCUUCUCUCGGCGGAGCUAGAGCCUUCUCCACCUCAGCUCGACCUUCACUCAUUGGAUCAUUCCCUUCUACUGCUCGAAGAGGUUACGCUACCGCCGCCGAGGUGCCUCGAAAAAAGGUCGCUUUGAUUGGAGCUCGAGGAUAUACCGGUCAAAACCUUAUAUCUCUACUCGACGGUCACCCCCACAUCGAUCUCACUCAUGUGUCUUCUCGAGAACUCGCUGGUCUCCCUUUGAAAGAAUACAAGAAAUCACCUGUAUCGUAUUCUAACCUCUCCGUCCAAGAUGUAGGCAAGAUGGCUGAAUCAAAUGAGGUCGACGCUUGGGUAAUGGCUCUUCCUAAUGGUAUCUGUAAACCGUUCGUCGAUGCCAUCGAUGCCGCUUCUUCGAAAGGUGGAAAGGGUGUAAUUGUAGAUCUAAGUGCCGAUUAUAGAUUUGAAAAUGAUUGGACAUAUGGAUUGCCGGAAUUGUACGGACGUGAAGAAACUAAAUCGUCAACCCGAAUUUCAAAUCCCGGAUGUUACGCUACCAACACCCAGCUCUUACUUGCUCCUUUAAUGCCUCAUCUCGACAAAGCUCAGAUGCCAUCCAUAUUUGGUAUCUCUGGAUUCUCAGGUGCGGGAACUAAAUCGGGUGAAAAAGAUGCUGAGGGGAGACCCAAGACUGUGCCUAAAGUUUCUGCCGAAGAUCUCGGACUUUCGGUUCGACCAUAUACGUUAACUGAUCAUAUCCACGAACGAGAAUCAUCUAAUCACUUAUCAAAGUUACUGUCUUCAGGCUCAGAAUCAGAUUUCAAAUUGGCUUUCAUCCCAAGUGUAGCACCAUGGUUUUCAGGUAUCAUCUCAGUCCUCACAGCGCCAUUGGAUAAAACAUUUAGAGCUUCAGAGAUAUUCGAAUUAUAUCAAGAGAAAUACCAAAAUGAAAAGUUGAUCACUUUGGGUAAAACUGUUCCGGAUGUAAGAGAUGCUGAAGGUAAACAUGGUUGGAGAAUGGGUGGUGUACAAGUUCACAGUUCAGGUAAACGAGUGGUUGUCGUUGGCGCAUUGGAUAACUUACUUAAAGGAGCUGCUACUCAAUGUUUGCAAAAUCUCAAUAACGCUCUUGGCUACGAAGAACUUGCGGGUAUCCCUCUUGAUAAACUCUAA
Molecule: messenger RNA, 2754 nt
Organism: Kwoniella shivajii
Lineage: Eukaryota; Fungi; Basidiomycota; Tremellomycetes; Tremellales; Cryptococcaceae
Product: N-acetyl-gamma-glutamyl-phosphate reductase
Exons: 11
Coding region: 1-2754 (917 amino acids)
Biological process (GO): L-arginine biosynthetic process
Cellular component (GO): cytoplasm; mitochondrial matrix; mitochondrion
Molecular function (GO): acetylglutamate kinase activity; NADP+ binding; protein dimerization activity
Source: RefSeq, a predicted model, not a curated record